Messenger RNA from Rhipicephalus microplus (southern cattle tick), 1541 nucleotides. It is a transcript of the gene Phax, whose product is annotated as phosphorylated adaptor for RNA export. Gene Ontology annotation, biological process: snRNA export from nucleus. The record is from RefSeq and is a predicted model, not a curated record. NCBI's taxonomy places the organism in Eukaryota, Metazoa, Arthropoda, Arachnida, Ixodida, Ixodidae. Gene Ontology annotation, cellular component: nucleus.
AGGAGGCUGUGGUGAAACAAAAAAGUUAUUUGUGGAAGCUAGGGUGGAAAUAUAAAUACCUGGUGUGAUGUGUGAUGCCUCCCACUGUUGUAUUAAGUGACGCAAAAAAGUUGUAGGCGCUCAGCAGUGGAGUCAGUUAGUACACCCUAACCUUAAUGCGCGUUUGUUUGUUGUGCAAAAAUUGAAGGCGGGAACGACAACAACGCCGCUCCAUGCAGCAAACCUUGGCAGUCAUACAUCAGCUGCAUCGAGAUUCAAGCCAUUGAUCGAGCGGGUAACCACGGAGGUUUCAACUAACUACCCGAGUGACACAUUUUCGUGGCCAAAAUAUCGUGCUAUGGAAGCGUCGGUGGCGAACACUGUGGCCAGCUACCGCGAAGACCGUGCCCCCUCGACGUCGGAAGACGACUCCGAUGAUGAGACGUCAUGGAAACGACAGGCAACUGACAAGGCCAGGAAUGCCGUGUCCAAGGCCGGGUACGAUUUUUCCAAACGUGCCGCUUUAGCUGAUGUACAGCAACAACAGUCGCUGCCGUUCAAGAAGAAAAAGGUAAACAAUGUAUGGGGUGCGGUAAUCAAUGAGCAGCUGCUCAUGGAAGACCUGGGUCAAGUCUCUGUGGAGUCGUCUCGGAUGGUCAACUGGAAAAACGAUCGGCAUUGUGAGAGCUACGACUUCACUCGAAAGCACCUUGACACACGGCCAGAUCCCGUUGAGCCAGAUGACCUAUUUGAUAAGGACGGCGUCACUGCACACGACGUUGUUGACAUUCAAGACCUUGGUCCUCGCGGCCAGAAGCGAUCAGUCAAGGACCGGCUGGGAGAGCGUGCCUGCACCCGGCCCUCGAGGUCACGGAGUCCUAAGAUUCGUGGAGCUGGAAGGCCUCGGCGAUCGAAGUCGAACAGCUCCAAGUCAAGCACAUCCGAAGAGGAUGAUGAAUCAGAAGCUGCAGUAGCGGCAGACAUAGUAGCACGACUAGAAGAGACCAAUGUGGAGCUUGUGGAACGGGUUGUACAAGUUCUUGGUGUUGCCCGGUCUCGCAAGCUGCUGUGCAUGACAGAAGAUGUUGAAGCGACAGGAGGUCUGCUGAUAAGGGACAAGAGUCGCCGGCGGACGCCUGGCGGUGUAUUCUUUUUUUUGGUCAAAGCCAAUACAACAAAAAAAGAAGCGGACAUGGUCUUUGGUGAGGAGAUUCGUCGACGAGAGCAAAUGCGCAGAAAGUAUCGGAGAGAACAGACUCGUAGGAUCAGAGAGGAGCAUGUUGCUCGAGCAGCGGCAGCGGCUCCCGUGAACGAAGAGACUGGGCAGGGUAAAGAUGCCGAGGAGCCUGAACUGCAGCUGCGAGUAGCCGGAAAGUUGGAAGAACCUGACAGAUCGCCGCAAGCAGCCGACAGCGGUUGCGUCGAGGUCGUUAUGACAACCGUCGACGACGAGGACUUGGAGGAUGGAGAAAUCGUAGACUAAAGGUUGAACAAGUUUAAUGGACACAAUAAAAGACAGUGACAAAAAAAAGUAAAGGAACAGUGAGGGGCGGAGCAGCCGA